This is a messenger RNA of Amphimedon queenslandica, 849 nucleotides long. RefSeq names its product IgGFc-binding protein-like. The record is from RefSeq and is a predicted model, not a curated record. NCBI's taxonomy places the organism in Eukaryota, Metazoa, Porifera, Demospongiae, Haplosclerida, Niphatidae. The transcript has a single exon. The annotation marks the transcript as partial.
GUAAUCAGAUCAGUCUUAAUGCUGGACAAUCAAUAACAAUACAAUUACAAUACCUGGAGACACUAUUACUCAAACCAGUUACAGCAAGGGCUGAUUUAACAGGAACAAAAGUUGAGUCUAGUAAUCCAAUAUCUGUCUAUUCUGGUCACACUUGUGGUUUCAUUCCUGUCGGUCAAUUUGCUUGUGACUUUGUUGGUGAACAAAUACCACCAGUAGCCUCAUGGGGUAAUGAGUCCCUGGUUCAGUCAUUUUAUAAGCGUGAAUCUGGUUAUAUAUUGAAACUAAUUGGAUCGCAAAAUAAUACAGGCAUUGGUAUAACUUGUGAUAAUGGUAACAGUUAUUCAUUAUCCCUUCAAGAAGGUGGUGUACUCAGUCAAACUAUAUCUCAAACUAGUUGUUACAUUAAUUCAACUAGUCCAAUACUUGUAGCUCAGUUCUCACUGGCUCAGUUUGCUGAUUCUUCAUUCACUACACAUGGUGAUCCUGCUAUGACAAUCAUUCCUCCAAUACAUCAAUAUGCUUCUAAUGUAACUAGUUUUCCAAUCAUUAGUCUAUUGGGUGCUUCUACUUCUGUUAACCUUGUUAUACUUGCUGCAGAUGAUUCAUCACAGAUACAACUCAAUGGCACACUUCUUCCACCUCUCACAUCCAGUUCAUGGAAACAUUACAAUAGUUCUGUCGGUGGGUGCUAUGUAUUUAACAGUUAUAGCUUAAGUGAUGGUGGUGACAUUAGUGUUAUCAGUAUUUGGUCUAAUAACAGUAAUGACAAGAUACUAGCAAUGGUGUAUGGUUUGCAACAGUUCAUUGGUUAUUCAUAUACUGGAAACUUGGAUCUGAAACCAUCUGGAG